AUGCAUUGUGUAAUCCUAUUAACACUAGGCAUCUGUUUGGUCAGUGUUCCAUCGAUUUUAGCCCAAGAUCCAAUUGGCCUCCGCGUAUCGGCAACUCUUCGUGAUAUUCGAUUGGGCACCGCGGUACUGGUUGACAAUUUACAAAAGAAUGUUGACGGUGGCAAAUAUAUUGCAAAUAUCAAAAAGAAUUACCAAUGGGUAGUCGCAGAGGUUGGCAUGAAGCCAAAACAAAUCUGGAUAGGUGAAAACAAGUACAAUUGGGCGACUGGAGACUGGCUCAUUGGUUCACCAUCGAAUCCAAUUGGCUGGAUUCAACAGAACGGCUUGCAACUACGAGGUCAUAAUCUACUUUGGCCAGGUAAUAAUUUUAUGCCAACUUGGUUACUUCAGCAAGAAUCGUCCAUCACACCUGACAAAGCCAAGUCUCUCUUAGAGGAUUAUAUUACUACGGUAGUUACUCGUUAUCGAGGCAAAAUUGCUGGAUGGGAUGUGGUUAAUGAAGCGAUUGAUGAUUAUGAUAGUAGUCGCCCAUUUAAUCUACGUGAUUCAUUCUGGUUUCGAAAGCUAGGUCGUGAUUUUAUUAAAUAUGCUUUCAUAUUUGCUCACAAUGCCGAUCCUAACGUCGAAUUAUUCUAUAACGAAUACGGCAUUGAGCGUACUAGUUUAAAAGCAAAUCGCACGCUUGAACUGGUCAAUUGGCUAAAAUCAGAAGGUGUGACAGUACAUGGGGUUGGUAUGCAAUGGCAUAUAGAUGUGUCGAAAACAGUCACACCUGGUGACUCAUAUUAUCAAAAUGCUCAGCGAUUUAUCGAUCAAGGAUUUGAUAUUCUAGUGACUGAACUUGAUAUCUCUGUUCCAAUGCGAAACGGUAAACCUAUUAAUCCGGCUGAUAUCCAAAAGCAAGGUGUUCUCUAUCGUUCAGUUUUACAAUACGCUCUUCAUUUCCAUCCAAAAUGUCACGGGCUACUCACAUGGGGUUUCACUGAUCGUUAUAGUUGGAUACCUUCUUUUUCUAACAAUACCAAAGGCGAUGCUUUGCCUCUUGAUGCAUCCUAUGUACCCAAACCAGGUUACUUCCAAAUGCAAGAAGAAUUAGCACGUGUUCUAGCCGAUGGUGUUUACUGUCUUUCACCAAAGUCACAACCAAACAAGUGUCUCGGUGUAUCGAGUGACGUUUCUAGUGGAAAUAUUCAACUGUAUGACGGUACAUGCACGAAUGACAAUCAAAAAUGGAAUAUUAGUUGGCUUGAUGAUGGAACAUAUCGUUUAUCACCCCUUAGUGCAAAUACUCGUGCACUGAGCGCUUAUAAUGUGACAAGCACAGUCGGUGGUGUUCAAACAACUUUUUGGUCAUUUAAUGAUAACCAAGAAUGGGUGUUAACGUCAGCGGAAAACAAAGUUUACCGUGUUGGGCCACGUGGUGCAUGGUUAAGGGUCAUGACAGUUAUUAGCGGAACAGCAGACGUUCGUAUCGUUGAUUAUACCAGUACAAAUGAGCAAAAUUGGAUCUUAACCAGUAUCUAA
Adineta ricciae is the source of this 1524-nucleotide messenger RNA. Lineage: Eukaryota; Metazoa; Rotifera; Eurotatoria; Adinetida; Adinetidae. The record is from the annotation of a GenBank genome assembly.